This is a messenger RNA of Pecten maximus, 618 nucleotides long. RefSeq names its product 39S ribosomal protein L42, mitochondrial-like. NCBI's taxonomy places the organism in Eukaryota, Metazoa, Mollusca, Bivalvia, Pectinida, Pectinidae. The record is from RefSeq and is a predicted model, not a curated record. The coding region runs from base 44 to 586 and encodes 180 amino acids. The transcript is spliced from 6 exons. Gene Ontology annotation, cellular component: mitochondrial large ribosomal subunit.
UUAGAUAUAAUGCUUAUAUAUUCUAAUAUGCUUUAAAAAGUAAAUGUAUGCUGGUCAACCACCCGAAACCGGACUCUUUAUACCGUCUGGUAAACGGAAUUCUGGUUUUUACUCCAAGCUCUUGACUUCCGGUCUAAUUUUCCGGUUUGUCCUCAACAUGUCUGCCCCAACACGGAAUUUGACAUUUUCUUCUUUACGAUAUUAUCGAUAUCUCCUACGAGGAGUUUCCAAACCAGUGCAGUCUAGGGCAGCGUCAAGUUCAUCAAGUGAUGACCACACUGAUAGGAAUUGUUUGCCUCAAGUUGGGAAGUCUUCAAAAACUGGUACUAUUGUCUGUUUCCAUCCAGAACCAGUAUAUCCAUAUGAAUACACCUUGCCACUGCCCAGGAAUGAAGUAGAACUAGGGGAGGGAGAUUCUGCAUUGAGUGUGCAGGCUCAGCGCCAACAAUUGCUGAGGUUCCGAGAGGACGGACCAACGCGACAUGAACUGGCUAAUAUGUUCCACACGACCAAACAUCAAUGGUACCCAAAUACGGCAGACAAGUACAGGAAACCCAAGCCACCAAAAGAUCGUGAAGCAAUUUGAUGGAGAUAUCUUAAUAAAUUUUUGCAUUUUUC